AUGUAUACUCAGUGUUCUCGUGAACAUUUUGUCGCGCAGAAUUUAAACCGGUUUGCCUCAUUGAUGUCAGACCUGUUAAUCGCUUCAGCAUCGGAUAUUUUAGUCAGAGCCAAUCAACUAGAGAUAGAAAGCAAGUUAACACAAUCAUUAGUUUGCUACGAAGAAGGAAUCGGGAUUUUAUUGAAGCGUCUGAAGUCCUCAUCUGAUGGUAGGUAUCAUGAACACAUUGUGAUUAAUGAAAACGACACGGGUUAUGGGUAUCGUAAGCUGUUCAGCAGAUUUCUUGAUGAUGGAACUGUGACAAGUGUUUGCAUUGACGAUCCAUUUAUCCGAAAUUCCUUCCAAAUUGAGAAGUUUUCCCACUUCUGUGAAGUCCUCGUUGCGUCGGCAUCACCCGUCCAGCAGAUUUUACUUCGCACUGGUGUUUACACAGAAAAACCUCAGGAACAGCUAGCAAAAUUCAACAUACUGAAGCAGGAUUUAGAGUUGAACAAAGUCGCAUUCACUUGGACCUUCUCCCCUUCACUACACGAUCGGCAAAUAGUAUUCAACAAUGGUUGGGUCGUGAAGAUUGGUAGAGGUCUUGAUUACAUUAAAAAAUCGCCUCAUAAAUUCGUCGGCCUUGGAGUUCACGACUUCGACUUCCGGCCCUGCCUAGAGACUACCGUGGAUAUCUACUUCGAAGGACAAACUCCCUUUUAA
This is a messenger RNA of Mesocestoides corti, 702 nucleotides long. The record is from the annotation of a GenBank genome assembly. NCBI's taxonomy places the organism in Eukaryota, Metazoa, Platyhelminthes, Cestoda, Cyclophyllidea, Mesocestoididae.